UUGACGACAUCAAUCUGUUAAUGAUUCGGAGACAGUCUUUAUUGUAAAUAUUUGUAGCUUUCUGGAAAGAAAUUAAAAUUCUUUAACCCUUGUACACUGAAGAGGGGCGGAUUGGCUACUUAGCCUCAUAGUUGGCUGGAUUAUUUAUACCUUGACCAAGAAAAAUAUUCACUCGUUUGAAUAUAUGUGAAGAUGUAAUCUACGAAAAAUUCCGACGACGGACAACGUGACAAACGCACAGUGUAAAAACAGGAUCACAUGACACACAUGUGCCAGUUCAGAUUGUAGAGUGAUGAAUUUUAUAACUUGAGGAAACAAUUUGCACUGUCACGUCAUUUAAGUCACGCACGCCAUUGAUAGUGCAGAAAAAGAUUUACUGGGUUUCAUUGAUUCUAAUCAUCAUAUUAAUUCAAUAAGGAGGAAUUAUCGACUGAGCAGUAUGUAUAGUGAAAACGGACAUCGCCUGGGAUCGUUUUUGGUCCACAUGACCAUUUCACCCCCAAUACGCAACGCUACUGACGUAGGCUUCGUAGACAUAUUUUCUAUUUCAGCCAUCACGGCAGUGACAGCCAUUCUCUCUGUCAUAGGCUGCGCAAUCAUUAUCGGCACGUACUUUUUCUUUAGCGACAUUAGAUCAACGAACCGAAGAUUGUUAGUUUACCUCACUAUAGCUGACCUGUUUACGGUAGCGGGAAAUUUAACAGGGACGACCUACACGUGGUAUAACUAUCUGCACGACAUUCCAACUCAGUGUCUGUCCCCGGAGAAAAUCUGCGUUGUUCAGGCGUUCAUCUCGACGUCAUCGUGUCUUUCUUCGUUUAUGUGGAACUUAGUGAUAGCCUGGAGUGUGCAGAGAACCAUCUUGAAGGGGGAGUACGUCUUGGACAGCCGACAGUGGUUUACUUUACAUUGUGUGGUGUGGGGAGCGCCGGUGGCAUUGGUGACUUUGCCUCUGGCAUUCGGGUUACUUGGCGAGACGAGGUUUCAAACGACCGCUGGGUGGUGCUGGAUACAGGCCUGCGGGAUGCAAGAGGAGCCCAAUGCCAAGGCUCUGCGGGUUGCCCUGAUGUUUCUCACGGGGAAAGCCUGGGAGAUUCUGUCAAUCAUCUGCAUCUGUGUCAUCUAUGUGAAGAUUAAGUUGAAGAUAAAAAGAACGAUUUUCCAAGUGCAUCAAGUGUACAUAGACGCCGAUGCUUUGGAGGCCAUCCGAAAGGCAAACCGGAUGCUAGGGUGCGUCCCAAUCUCCUUCAUAGCGCUUCGCAUUUGGGGGACCAUCCGGUUCUUCCUGAACGUCUUUAACACUGGGAUCCCAAACAUGCACCUGUGUCAGACAUUCUCCGCGAUGUGUCAGGCCAAUGUUGUGUUGCUGUACUUACAGGCCAUUGGAGACAACGCGCAGGGUCUAACCAACUGUGUAUUCUUCUGCAUCAUGACUGCACCGAUUCGAAACCGACUCUUCUGUUGUUUCACGGAGACUCCCCUCCGAAAGGCAAAACCUUCGGAUUUGUCAGCCUUCACAAACAGUGACAGAGAGAGCACAGAAACUUUUCUACAAAAUUCAGAUUUUGGACCCGACAGGAAAGCGUCUGACACGUCAGACAAAGACAACUGGGAUUCUACAGGUACUUCAGGAAGGGGAUCGAUAGGAGCGUCGGAGUCGGAACCCGAGCAUGACAUUACAGACUCUUCCCCCUUUCUGACCUCACCGGAACCGGAAAUGGAACCUGAACUCACGCCGUUUCUCGGGAAAACCAAACCGAGGCUUGCGAGCAGACGACACAAUAAUUAUGGCACUCUUCCCGUUCUCCCGCCACCGGUAGGUUACCAGUAUACACCGCGGAGGAAAAUACAAGGCGCAAACUCCAGAAAAAUAUAACAUGCACAUUUAAAAUGAACCGCUAAUGCAUGAAGUACAACAAUGUAGAUAUUGUCAUAUCAAAAGAUUGUACAUUAUUUUCUGACAUUUGCAAAGGCGUAUAUCACUUCAUGACACCAUAUAUAGACCAAUAUACAACAAAACGCGCCAUGGUUGCAUAUGAACAACCUUUUACUUUCACUACAAAAAAAGCUUGAUAUCACAAUCUCUUCAAAAAGGUAUACGAGUGCAUGCUUUGAGUGUAAAAAGUAUCUUUCAUCUGGAGCUUAGUUCGCCUACAUCUACCACAUGUUUUAGUAACAACAAUCAAUAUUUCAAUAAUGGACACACUAUCUUGCACUUAUCAACUGGGAGUUUUAAUUGUCAUUGUUAAAAUGAUGUCAUUUUUACACAUCGCGUUGCCUCAAACAAGACAAACAUUUGAGUUUAUUUAGCUCUUAUCCAUUUCUGAUUCCACUUUUAGUCGUGGUGCGCCCUGUUCGUCAUUGACUGAAAGGAGUACUUAUCAUUAGUAAUGUGUUUACAUUCCCCAUUGUCUUUCUUCAGCGUAUUAAAAAGCGCUGU
Messenger RNA from Lingula anatina, 2440 nucleotides. Its product is annotated as G protein-coupled receptor 157. NCBI's taxonomy places the organism in Eukaryota, Metazoa, Brachiopoda, Lingulata, Lingulida, Lingulidae. Gene Ontology annotation, molecular function: G protein-coupled receptor activity. Gene Ontology annotation, biological process: cell surface receptor signaling pathway; adenylate cyclase-activating G protein-coupled receptor signaling pathway. Gene Ontology annotation, cellular component: plasma membrane. The record is from RefSeq and is a predicted model, not a curated record.